Molecule: messenger RNA, 1557 nt
Organism: Aptenodytes forsteri (emperor penguin)
Lineage: Eukaryota; Metazoa; Chordata; Aves; Sphenisciformes; Spheniscidae
Gene: MTERF4
Product: mitochondrial transcription termination factor 4
Exons: 2
Source: RefSeq, a predicted model, not a curated record
CGCCUCCACCACCACUUCCAGUACGUGUACUUCAGGAUGGGGCUCCAGCAGAAGGAGAUGGUGAAGGCCUGUCUUUUCCGAAUGCCCUUUGCCGAGCUCAGGAACCGGCACAUCUUCCUGGAGCGCCGGGGGCUCUACCGGACCCCGUACAAAGGCCAGACCCAAACCAGUAACCCGAAACUGAAGGACAUCCUUCAGCUCCCAGAAAAAGACUUCCUGGCCAGCCUGGCCCACGCCACCCCAGAGGAGUACGAGGUCUUCAAGAAGCUGCUGGCUCGAGAGGAGGAGGAAGCAGAGGAGGAGGAGGAAGAAGAGGACAGGGAUGCACUAUACGCAGAGGAAAAUGAAGACUUGGACAGUGAAGGAAGUAAAACAGCCCGGGAGUGAAGAGGUGAGGCUCCAAGGUACCCGAGCUCUCCCCAUGCUGGCGCAGUCCCUGGCCCCACUGUACUCAUGGGUGCCCUGGGCCCCCACCCCACACAGGCAUGAGCUGUGGUGGCUGCAGGAUCUGCUGUCUUUCUGGCUGCAGGGCUUCAUGUGCAGGGCCCUGCUGAGGGGCAGCAAUAAAUCCCAUAUAUCAGAAUACAACAAUAACCCUCUUUCCUCCUCAUUGACCAACUACUUUAAAAAAUAUCCAGUUUCCAUGAAGUGUUUUUAUUUAAAAAAAAAAAAAUCAAACCAAAAUAACUAAUUUAUUUCCAAGGCUAGGUUAAAACCUUCUGGCUGCAUUACAUAUUGUGCUGGCUGUGGGGCAGGAGGAGGCAGGCUGCUGUGCCAGCUCACAGCAGGGCCAUGCUGUGAGCAUGGACAGGCCCUGUGGCAGCGCUGGCGGGACCCAGGGGCUGUGCUGAAACGGGACUGUCCCGGGGCGGGGCCGCCUCCACCUUCACAGCCCAUGUCGGCGCUGGUCUUGUGGCUGACAAGGCAGGGAUGUAGCACUUUCUGACCACAGCUCCAAAACCUCCCCUCCCUUGUGGAUAGCAGAGGCUCUUCUGGCUUUCCCCUUGCCCUGCUCUUCCAGGCAAGGGUUGGCUUCUUCUCAUGCCCUGGGGAGGCAGGACUUCUGUGCUUGCCUUGCAGCAGGGAGGCUAGAGCAGGAUCAGGCAGCCUUGGAAGAAAAUGAGGCAUGUCCAUCUCUGACUCGAUUCUCCUCUGGGAGCAGAGCUAGAGUCAGUGCAGGAGGGGAGCAUCACAUUGUCCCUGCUGCUCCCAGGCUGCUGCCAGAUGCCUUGGCAGCCGCUCCUCCAGGCUGAGUGCUCUUACACUGCUGCCAGGAGGGAGAGGGUGGUGCCAGGAGUGCCGAAACUCAUGGGCCUGUUCCACUUCGAGAGCAUCUUCUGGGCUGCAGCUCAACACGCGUGGCUGAACAGCAAAGUGCCCUGCAGUGUUCGUGGGAGGGGAGGGCUGCCCCACCAGGAUACCCCCCACGCUGCUCGGGAGAUAACACUCUAUACCAAAACUACGAUAUAUCUCUGGUAUGUAUUAAUUUAUAAUAUACACUGUGUACAUUAAUACACAAAUCUAUGUUUAACUAGUGUUGUCAUACAAACUCACAAA